AUUUCAUGCAGGUCAGUGUGUCCAUGUAAACUCCUGCUCUGUUUAUUGCCAUGUUCCUUCACACUGUCUUCAUUUCAGAGAUGUACUUUAGGGCAGGGUAGAAUAAUUUUAUUGUUGCUAUUGUUAAAACAACUGAAGGUCGGGGUUCUUUGCUGAUCUACUACAAAUCAUGCAGAGAUUUGCCAUGUCACGUCUGGCCACUCUGGCAUAAAGAAAUACAACUUGGAGGGAAACUGGUCUCAUGCCCAAUAUGGGUGGGUUUCCCAAUUGUACACUGGGUUCUUUGGGUCACAUCUUGUGUUGGGUUAAAAGUGUAAAAUCAGAACAGUUGUUUAAAAAAACUUUUUUGACCUUGUCAAAAUUCUUUGCAUAUUUUGCAGGACAGACUGUUGUGCUCACACCUAUUGCAUUUUCAACUCAUCCAUACAGCCAACAGGAACAAUUCCUCAGCAUGUACUGUUUUGUAGUCUGAAAAGAUUUGCAAGAAUGAAGAUACGUCAUUGUCUCUAAAUUGGCAUGUUUUACUAAAAUGGGAAAUGGAAAUGCCAAAAGAGUGUCUCCUUUUUCUCCAAGGAACAGUAUGAAGGAUAAUUAUACAAGUAAAACCCAGGAAGACUUGAAGGAAAUAAGAAAAUUAUGUGAUCUGUCACUGGACAUAGAAACAAACUGCUAUAUCCAUAUCCAAGAAACUCAAAAUGAUGAUCAGGAUGUUGAGGAUAUAUUUUAUAGAUUUGUGAUUCUUCAUGCUGAAGACGAUGUAGAGGAAGCUGUCAGGGUCCAGGACUUACUACAGAAUGACUUUUGUAUUAAACCAGGAAUAGUCUUUGCUGAAAUGGCUAGUGGUAAGCAUCUGCUAGAAAAUUUAAAUGACGCUUUGAGAAGCUCUGCAUGGACAAUUAUUUUGUUGACUGAAAACUUCUUAAAUGAGCUCUGGUAUGAAUUUCAGUUUUAUACAGCAUUAUUUAGUGCACUGACCAUACCAAACAAACAAAGCACAGUCAUACCAAUGAGGCCACGGAAUAACCCGCUCCCCUGGGAAAGGACUCCUUUUAUUCUUCAGUCCAUCAGUACUCUACAAGAGGAUAGCCCUGGAUUUGCUGACCAAGUAAAAAAAAUCUUCCAGGAAGCUAGAUAUAAGCAACAGAAAGCACUAUGGGCAUACAGAAAGAAGGAUGAAGAGGCAUCAAAGCAGCUGGACUGGUGAUUAUAUGGUGACAGUUCCAGUGAAACUGAAGGUGCUUUACUUGAGCAUAGAGGCUAUGGUAUCCUAGUCUCUCUCUGCUUUGCUCAUCAUAUCUCAGAUGCCCCAAGCAAUUGCUUGGGUGCAAAUUUAUUCUUCAAAUGAGCAUUGUUAAGUAUUCCAAUCUCAUGACUCCACCCUUCUUGUGUUAAUAACUACUUCUAUAAUUCUCUGGCUCAUGGUGUACAGAAAGUCCUAGGUUAAAUCCCUGGCAUCUCCAGGUAAAGGAACCUAGAAUUUAGGGUUGCAAAGACCUUGGGUAAACACUGCCAGCCAGAGAGAAAAUACUGGGCCACAUAGAUGAAUAGCGGGGUACUGGGGUAGAUGGACCAGUGGUCUGAUGAGAACUAUAUAAAGCGAGGGGCAUCACUAGGGGGCAUGGGGUGUUGGACUGCACCAAGUGACAAACUAAAAGGCAUGACACCACUGCUCCUCAGAUAUUUGCCUGUUGGCAGAAAUGAGCCAUGGCAUUUGCUCGAGUUCCUUUAAAACGUUAAAGAGGUAGUAUGAGUGGGGUGAGGCUCAGUGGGAGGAUAAAGGAGAGGCUCUAGUUUUAAAUAUAUAUAUAUAUAUAUUCAUUUAAUAUUUUCUUUUAAAACAUCACAUCUUACCAAAUUUUCAC
Messenger RNA from Sceloporus undulatus (fence lizard), 1862 nucleotides. RefSeq names its product toll like receptor adaptor molecule 2 (gene TICAM2). The transcript has 2 exons. NCBI's taxonomy places the organism in Eukaryota, Metazoa, Chordata, Lepidosauria, Squamata, Phrynosomatidae. Gene Ontology annotation, biological process: response to exogenous dsRNA; positive regulation of cytokine production involved in inflammatory response; positive regulation of myeloid dendritic cell cytokine production. The coding region runs from base 530 to 1204 and encodes 224 amino acids. Gene Ontology annotation, molecular function: protein kinase binding. The record is from RefSeq and is a predicted model, not a curated record.